AUGGCUCCUCCCGAUACACGUGCUAAUCAGGAACCCAAGGCCAAUCUCACGGCCCCGGAGACUACCCCCAUCGCGCCUACCGACCAGCUUGGUCCAGAGACCGCUGCGGCCGCUAGUCCUGUCGCGCCGGACCUUUCUGCGCUCUUUAACGACGGGUUCCACCGUGGUAUGCCAGAGGACACCGACGCCGCUAAGAUGGCUUACGCCCUAUCGGCAAUGGAGGAUGCUCUCAAAACUCGUUGGAAUGAACUCAUGCGCGAGCUCCGCUCCAGGCUUGGUUCUACUCUUGAGGCGACGGAGGCCUACCUCGACGUUGCACUUACCGAUGAUCGUGAUGUGGAUAAGUAUCUCGCCGAUUUCACGACCAGGGAGGUUGGCUUUGACCUUGAACGCUUUCGAGCCCACUUUUACCUACGGGGUUUGCCUGACCACAUACGAUAUGCGGUCUUGAACAAUAUCACCCCAAAGGCGACCCGUGAAGAGAUUCACGAACGCACGAAGAUUGUGCAGGAGAGCUACGGCCGGGUGCUCGCCCGCCGCAAGUCUGAAGGCUGCGGAAAGGGAAACCUCACUCGCCCUGUCACUGUUCGGGAUGGAUGA
Molecule: messenger RNA, 600 nt
Organism: Myxozyma melibiosi
Lineage: Eukaryota; Fungi; Ascomycota; Lipomycetes; Lipomycetales; Lipomycetaceae
Exons: 3
Coding region: 1-600 (199 amino acids)
Source: RefSeq, a predicted model, not a curated record